AUGAUUGAUAAUGAUAUCGAUAAUCGUGAUUUAAAAUGUAGUUCCAUAACUGAAAAAAAAAUUCAGCCGAUGCUAAAUUAUGCUGAAGAACUUCAAAAAGAGACAGGAACAUUACAGUUUGCAAUUCAAGGCUCACAUAUCUUCAAAAAACUUUGUGAUAUUUAUUUAGAAUUCAAGGAUUGUACGCAAAUGGUGAUUUGUAAAAGUCGUUCAAUAGAAGCAAUUGAUGCGAGUUAUGAAUAUAUGUGCGGUUCAGGUUAUAAAUUAUUCGAAAAGCAUGCAGAUUGCUUUGCUGAAGUCGAAUUGCGUAAGGAUUAUAUAAAAUGUAAAGAAAAUGCUGGAAAUUCUAUUAAAAAUGCCAAAAUAGGCAAAAAUUCAGAUAAUCACGACUAUUUCGAGAAGCUUUGUUCGGUCAUGGAUUCGUAUUUGCGUUGCAGUCGCCCGAUUAUCAAUCGUCAUUGUAGUGCUGAAGCAUGGAAACUUGUUAGCACUGUGACAAUGGAUAGUUUACGAGUAACUAUGCCAAACUGUGAUAUGCAUAAUGCUCUUUUAUAA
This is a messenger RNA of Dracunculus medinensis (Guinea worm), 555 nucleotides long. Lineage: Eukaryota; Metazoa; Nematoda; Chromadorea; Rhabditida; Dracunculidae. The record is from the annotation of a GenBank genome assembly.